This is a messenger RNA of Erigeron canadensis, 1011 nucleotides long. RefSeq names its product protein STRICTOSIDINE SYNTHASE-LIKE 11-like. The record is from RefSeq and is a predicted model, not a curated record. Gene Ontology annotation, biological process: biosynthetic process. The transcript is spliced from 3 exons. Gene Ontology annotation, molecular function: strictosidine synthase activity. Lineage: Eukaryota; Viridiplantae; Streptophyta; Magnoliopsida; Asterales; Asteraceae. Bases 1 to 1011 code for a protein of 336 amino acids.
AUGGCAAAUGAUCAUCCAAAAAUGGUUGCAUCCUUCUCUUAUCCUUUUGUUGCAUUUGUUUUUGUUCUUUGCAUGUCUAUUACUAAUGGUCAAUAUGCCAACUUUAAUAAGCUGGAAUUGCCCCAAGGGGUCAGCGGACCUGAAUCGGCCGCAUUUCGUGGAGUACUAGUUUUCUCUGAAGGUCCCUUCACGACUGUCACUGAUGGUAGGAUUUUGAAAUGGCAAGGCCCUAAUGUCGGUUUUGUGGAUUUUGCAUAUACUUCACCCCAAAGGACAAAACAAUUUUGUGAUGGCAACACAGAUAGUGAAAAGGGUCCGAUAUGCGGUCGACCAUUGGCUCUUAGCUUUCACCCUGUAACUGGACUUCUCUAUAUAGCCGAUGCGUUUUUUGGACUUCUAGUUGUUGGCCCUCAAGGUGGGCUUGCAACUCAGCUCGUGGGCGGCUUCAAGUUUCUUACUGGACUUGACAUUGACUUGUUAAGGGGCGAUAUAUAUCUUUCCGACUCUAGUUUGGUUUAUGACAUUAGAAAUGCUACACAACCGGGAUUUACGCCUGACUCAACUGGGAGGUUCUUACGUUAUAACCCACAUAACAGACAAGUAACCACUUUGCUUAGUGGCCUAUUCGGUGGGGGUGGGCCUGCGGUGAGUAAAGAUGGUACAUUCGUUCUUGUAGCUGAGCUUCUUCGUAAGCGGAUCUCAAAGUACUGGCUCGUGGGGUCUAAAGCAAAUACCGCAGAAGUUUUGCUAGAUCUGGAUGGGAACCCAAAUAAGAUAAAGCGUGCAGAAAGAAAGGGAGAGUUUUGGGUGGCAGUUUCUGUUGGAAACCAACCACGAGCACCUCUAGUCGUACCAAGGGGAAUACGUAUUAAUUCAGACGGAGUUGUGUUGCAAACGGUGUCGUUUGCAACACAAUUCUUCAACAAAUCGAUAAGUAUAGUUCAGGAGCGAGAUGGAAAACUUUAUGUAGGCUCUAGGAACACCACUUCCAUUGGUGUCUACUCUAAUUAG